UGCGUCAUUUCCGUUUGUACACUUUUUUUGGGGGGGGUAUUCCUUCUCGGAUGUCCUGUAAAUUACUGGAUUGAGCCUAAAAAAAUAAACGGACCUAAACAAGAACAACGUGGAGAGAAAACAGCGUAGAAAUACGCAUUUAUACUUUUGACAGUUUUGGUCAUUUUAAUUCAAAGAGCAAAUAGCUUGAUACUGCUCUGCUGCGUACAUACUAGAUAGAAGACUAGUGCACCCUGACUCAAACACGCCACCGCAGAAAACGGUCGAAACUCAGGUGCUGGGUUAUUGUAAACACUGACACCCUCCUGACAGUCCAAAUCACUCAGGCCCCCCUCCCUUAACCCCACCCGUUCCCCUCCCCUACCCCCUUCCACGACCAUCCCACCCUUGACUAUGAAUGAGGUCAGCGUAGUCCGAGAAGGAUGGCUCCACAAGAGAGGUGAGUACAUUAAGACUUGGAGGCCGCGCUACUUCAUCCUAAAGAGUGACGGCUCCUUCAUCGGCUACAAAGAGAAGCCUGAGCUGUCCGUCCAGAGCUUGCAUCCACUCAACAACUUCUCAGUGGGAGAAUGCCAGCUGAUGAAGACAGAGCGGCCCAAGCCUAACACAUUCGUUAUCCGCUGCCUGCAGUGGACAACAGUCAUCGAGAGGACCUUCCAUGUAGAAAGCAAUGCAGAGAGAGAGGAGUGGAUGCGUGCCAUCCAGGCGGUGGCAAAUGGGUUGAAGGUGCGAGAGGAGGAAGAGCCCAUGGACCUGUUUGGCUCUCCCAGCGACAACAGCAGCAUGGAGGAGAUGGAGGUGGCCAUGUCCAAGACCCGCUCCAAAGUGACGAUGAGUGACUUUGACUACCUAAAGCUGCUGGGGAAAGGCACAUUUGGCAAGGUUAUCCUGGUGAAGGAGAAAGCCACGGGGAUGCACUACGCCAUGAAGAUCCUGCGCAAGGAGGUCAUCAUCGCUAAGGAUGAGGUUGCGCACACGGUUACAGAGAGCAGAGUGUUACAGAACACCCGUCAUCCCUUCCUCACAACACUGAAAUACGCUUUCCAGACUCAUGACCGAUUAUGUUUUGUGAUGGAAUACGCCAACGGAGGAGAGCUCUUCUUCCACCUGUCUCGGGAUCGCGUGUUCACGGAAGACCGGGCCCGUUUCUAUGGCGCUGAGAUUGUAUCUGCAUUGGAGUACCUCCACUCUCGUGAUGUGGUAUACAGGGACCUGAAGCUGGAGAAUCUAAUGCUGGACAAUGACGGACAUGUUAAAAUCACUGACUUUGGGCUAUGUAAGGAAGGUAUCACGGAUGGCGCCACCAUGAAGACCUUCUGUGGCACCCCAGAGUACCUUGCACCGGAGGUGCUGGAGGACAAUGACUACGGUCGCGCUGUGGAUUGGUGGGGCUUGGGCGUGGUCAUGUACGAGAUGAUGUGCGGUCGGCUGCCCUUCUACAACCAGGACCAUGAGCGGCUGUUUGAGCUCAUCCUCAUGGAGGAGAUCCGCUUCCCCCGGAACCUGGCCCCCGAGGGCAAGGCGCUGCUCGCAGGCCUGCUCAAAAAGGACCCCAAGCAGAGGUUAGGGGGAGGACCAGAUGAUGCCAAAGAUGUGAUGUCCCACAAGUUCUUCACCUCCAUCAACUGGCAGGAUGUGGUAGAUAGGAAGCUGACUCCGCCCUUCAAGCCUCAGGUGACGUCGGAGACCGACACCCGCUACUUUGACGAUGAGUUCACGGCACAGACCAUCACAGUCACACCUCCAGACAAGUAUGACAAUCUGGACUGUGAGGACCCCAACCAGCCAGCGCACUUCCCCCAGUUCUCUUACUCCGCCAGCAUACGAGAGUGACGGUCUCCACCAUACACACACUGGAGAGACCCAUACCGCAUCAGCUCACACACUCGCGUCCACACUUGUAAAAAAAAAAAAAAAAAAAAGACUGCAGUCUUGAGACACCACAGGCUGAUGGAUCUCUGGUUACAGCAGGGAUCUAAGUGCCUAGGCUUGCAGCCAUCUUGUCUUCUCAAACUUCGCCUACACUAUGGUCAUGCACAAAUGCAGCCUGUGAAACGCACAGGACCUCAGUACCUCACGUCGUCAGCAGCAGUAGCACAUCAGCCAUGCACAGGGAGGACUAGAACCUAUAGGUGGCGCUAUAGGACACUACUGCUCCUCAGAUUUGAGGCACUGAUUUCUCAUUUUGUUCUUCUCUCGCUCUUUCUUUCUCCCCUUGCUCCUCUCACACUAACCCAGUAACUCACACAGCUGGGUAGAAGAGGAAAAAUGUCAAACUGAUUAUUUUCAAAAAUGAGAAAAUAUUAUACCACCACCACCCCCAAUCUAAUUGUUACAGUUGAUAAGGAGUCAUAUUCCUGUGAUUUAUUCAAGUGGUCUUUUUCUGGAACUAGCUGUUACCAAUAGUGUUGAAGUGGUUCUACGGGGAGAGGGGGGGGGUACAUUUGUGGUGGUGGUAACAAUUAAGAUGUUUCUCCCUCAAUGUGUUUGACUAUGCUUGGAGAAAAGCGAUACGAAAUUGAAUGUCUGCAUUUCGUGUGUCAGAGUGCGGUCGUGUUUGUGUGUGAGCUAGCUGAUUGACGUAAACUUGCCUGGCGAGUAUAAGUAGAUUAAUUUGCCACGUCACACUACACGGAUGUUUCCGACACUCAAGAACCUACUCUGGAAUAUGAGAAGAUGCAGGACAGAGUACUACCAUUUUAACUGUAAUCCAAUGAAAUGAACUAGUAUUACGUUCUUGUUUCUGACUGCUCGUUGUGAAUAGAACAGCAAGUGCUACAGAGAAAAGGAAUGGGAUUUAGGGAAUCACUGUACAAGGUGUAUAUGUACAUUUUGUAAAACCCUGUUUUUAAUUAAGGACUGGUCUCAACACCUCUGCUCUGAGACACACCAGCCAUAUGAUUUACAAGGGUCGACGAGCACUGGGUCUGCGGUUACACAGGCAGCCCAAUUGAUAUCUUAUGACCAAUCACAGAUAUUUUUCAGAGCUGAUUUAAUUGGUCAAAGGAUCAGAAUUGUUCUACCUGUGUAAACGCAGCCUUAUAUACUUAAGCAGACCUCCUUUUACUCUAAUUAUAAGAUUUGUAUGUUUUAUUGUUAUCUUGUUGCUUCGCAAGUAUUUUAUUUUUUCAAUUGUCAUAAACAUCUGCUGUACUAUCAGAAAUGGCCACACAGGUAUUGAUGAGUGGAUCAGUGAAGAAUUGCCGUUCUGGUCACAACACCAGGUGUGUGUUGAAUGUAAUCACGCCUGCUCUUCGUUGCCUGGUCUCACUGCUGACGGUUGCUGGUCGAGACAAGGAGAUUCAGGUUGUUCUCAAAUAUUCUGUUAGUCAUGUGAGCCUUGUCCAUUGUGUGCCAUUUUGAAAUCAUUUCUGAGAGGAACUUUUCUCUAUUCCACCUUGCUGUUUCCCUGACCCCUUUGAGGACAUUUCUCUCGUUUAAGAAAACCAUUCAUAAAUGUCUAAAUGAAAGUCUGUUUCCCCUGACUUAUUUCAAUUAAAGGAUCUCAUUGUAUGUA
Oncorhynchus gorbuscha (pink salmon) is the source of this 3517-nucleotide messenger RNA. RefSeq names its product RAC-beta serine/threonine-protein kinase-like. Lineage: Eukaryota; Metazoa; Chordata; Actinopteri; Salmoniformes; Salmonidae. Gene Ontology annotation, molecular function: protein serine/threonine kinase activity; ATP binding. The coding region runs from base 394 to 1833 and encodes 479 amino acids. Gene Ontology annotation, biological process: protein phosphorylation. The transcript has 14 exons. The record is from RefSeq and is a predicted model, not a curated record.